Molecule: messenger RNA, 606 nt
Organism: Colletotrichum graminicola M1.001
Lineage: Eukaryota; Fungi; Ascomycota; Sordariomycetes; Glomerellales; Glomerellaceae
Exons: 1
Coding region: 165-485 (106 amino acids)
Source: RefSeq, a predicted model, not a curated record
GGAAUGAUGUCUUUCUUGGUGGCACAAACGGAGCAACCAAUGCCAGGCUAUGGCGAAAAGUAGGCAUAGUCUGAGCUAAACACUUGCAACUCCGCCGACUACUCCAGAGUGAACCUCGACGCGCCUUCUGUUGCCGAGCUUGGUGCUGCCCUGGAGAAGCACACAUGCUUCAACGACACAAAGCGCAUCUGCGACGUCGCUUGGAGCCUCGUGGGAACUUCAGCCAUCUGGGUGGCAUUAGCUAUCAGAGGACUGUUAGUGGCAAGCUAGUGGCCUUAGCUUGGAUGGUUGAUUGCAGUCAAAUUAGCUGCUAUCGUAGCAUUGCUCUCUUUGCAGGACUGGGCCACAAAAGAGCUCUACCUCUAUGUAUUAGUUGCGGACGGCGCCGAGUACCUCGUCCCCACGUGCAACGACAACUAGUCGGUGGUUCCCGACAUGAAGUGCCAGAUCUUGCAAGCCUUCAGCUGGGAUGUCAUCGUCCGUAAAGAUGGCAAUAGCUGCUGGAGGACCUUGGAGAGGAAGGAUGGACGGGAAGUUCUCGUGGGAGACCAUGCAUACAAAGGUUAAUGGGACUUGCCGUCAUAUAUAUAAUCUCACGCGAAUCUU